AUGUCUCAGCUCCGGUACGUGGCCGUCCUGGUUGCGUCCUGUACGGCUGUUCUCGGAGUUAGUUACCACAAAGAGGGGACGGUCAUCCUGGGUGGACUGUUUCCAAUCCACGGGUACAAAGGCUAUGACCAGUGCGGUGCUCUCCUGGGACCUUCCCGCGUCCAGCGCCUAUUGGCCAUGGCACAGGCGGUGGAUGACGUCAACAACAAUCCCGACAUCCUCUCCGGUGUGACGUUAGGGUACGCCAUUUAUGACACCUGCUCCCGAGAGUCCAUUGCGCUCAACCAGAGCCUCAACUUCAUCCAACAUACCUGCGAGAAAAGAGUAGCCUGCCAAAGACAGAUACAAUAUUCCAACCUGGUAGGGGUGGUGGGUGCGUCAUUCAGUACGUCAUCCAUGCUGGUCUCGCACCUUCUCGCGUUACAGCAGGUCCCAAUGAUAAGCUACAUCUCCACCAGCUAUCUGCUGUCAGACAAGACGCAGUAUCCAUUCUUCCUUCGCACAGCGACACCUGACAACUUGCAGGCAGAGGCGAUCGUAGACCUGCUGCAGUACUUCAACUGGACGUACGUGUCGCUCGUGUACUCGGACGGAGGAUACGGAUUUGAAGGAAUGCGUUCCUUACAGGAGAAGGUGGCCCAGACAGACAUCUGUAUCGCCACAGUGCAGCAGGUGUGUAGGAGUUCCACAGAUCGUCACGUGGAAGACGUUAUCAGGAAACUGCAGUCUUACCCAGAGGCACGGGUCGUCAUCAUGUUCACCACCAUCUUCGAAACGAACAUGAUUCUCAGCGCCUCCUUGCGGCUCAACACGACAGGACAGUUCGUGUGGGUGGGGAGUGACGGCUGGGGCACCACGACAGAGGAGAUGUCUGGGAACGAGAUGGCCGCUCUCGGUGCCAUCACCUUCCAGCCUGCGUCCUGUGCCGGGAGCUUCACGGCGUUCAACGCCGACAACAAUAACCCCUGGCUCGGCGAGAUGAUAGAAGCUGGUAUGAUCCAGAAUGCGACCUGUAACCAGACUACAGCAGAGGCCUGUAAAACUGUCAUGGCGGCCGAGAGAGACGAUCCCAUAGUGCACUACGUGCGGGACGCUGUGUUUGCCUACGCGCAUGCGCUGGACUCGGUGAUCAAAGCGUUUAUCUGCAAUCCACCAAAAAACAUUUCUUGUUCCAUAUUAUUUAAUUUUAUUACUUUAACUGCCGUGCCCCCCCCCCCCCCCCUCAGGGAUGCCCUGUUGAACACGACGUUUGAAGGCUCGUGCGGUCGGGUCAAGUUCGACGCUAACGGUGACGUCAUGGGCAGGUAUGACGUCAGGAACCUUCAGCGGCGAGCAGAUGGCGGUUUUGAGCACGUGAUCGUCGGGAAGUGGGACUCCAUCGACCGCUCCAUCAAGAUAGACCUGGACAAACACGUGGAUGUCUCGGACCCGGAGAUUCUCUGGGUGCCGACGUCGGUGUGUAGCGAGCCGUGUCCCGCGGACCUCCAGCGGAUCCAGCGGUCCAACCCGUGCUGCUGGGACUGUGUCCCGUGUCCGGACAACCACGUCGUGGUCAACGGAACCAGCUGCGUCCAGUGCACGCUGUUGGAGACGGUGGACGAUAACGAAUGCGUGACUAUCCCACCGGUGUGGCUCACUCACAGCUCAUUGACGGGCAUGAUACUCACAGCCAUCUCGCUAGGAGGCGCAGUCAGCACACUCGUGGCCUUCUUCGUCUUCAUCGUGCAUCACGAGCAUCCCCUCAUAAAGGCGAGUCAGAUCUCUAUGCAUAACCUAAGCCGGCUGAUUCUGCUGGGCCUGUUUGAGGGCUACACUCACGUCAUGGUCAUCUGUACCAAACCCAGCUACGUCACCUGUCUCAUCAACAGACUCAUGUUCGGGGCGGACUUCACUCUCAUCUACGCACCACUUCUUACCAAACUCAACCAGGUGUACCGGAUCUUCAGCGGGGCCAGCACCUCUGUGGUGAAGCCCAGGUUCAUCGGGUCGCACGCGCAGGUGUUUAUCAGUGUUCUCCUGGUCCUGAUACAGCUUCUUCUGUCGGCCGUCAACCUGAUCAUGACCCCUACAAAGGUCAUGUCCGUUCCGACCGGAAGUGGUGAGGAACGAGAGGUGGAGCUAGCCUGUCUGACGCGGGAGAGCAACUUGCAGGAGGUGGUGGCGUCUAUCCUGUACAACCUACUCAUCAUCCUCCUCUGCGUGUACUACGCCUUCAAAACACGCAGUCUGCCGGCCUGCUACAACGAGUCACGAUUCAUAAGUUUCCAGGUGUACACGACUGUUGUUCUGUGGGUGGCGUUCAUCGCAACCUACUUCUCAGUGUCCACGCCUAUGAACAGGUAG
Messenger RNA from Branchiostoma belcheri (Belcher's lancelet), 2343 nucleotides. RefSeq names its product metabotropic glutamate receptor 3-like. Gene Ontology annotation, biological process: regulation of synaptic transmission, glutamatergic; G protein-coupled glutamate receptor signaling pathway. The coding region runs from base 1 to 2343 and encodes 780 amino acids. NCBI's taxonomy places the organism in Eukaryota, Metazoa, Chordata, Leptocardii, Amphioxiformes, Branchiostomatidae. The transcript is spliced from 18 exons. The record is from RefSeq and is a predicted model, not a curated record. Gene Ontology annotation, molecular function: group II metabotropic glutamate receptor activity. Gene Ontology annotation, cellular component: membrane.